Messenger RNA from Lepidothrix coronata (blue-crowned manakin), 1153 nucleotides. RefSeq names its product NFKB inhibitor beta (gene NFKBIB). The record is from RefSeq and is a predicted model, not a curated record. NCBI's taxonomy places the organism in Eukaryota, Metazoa, Chordata, Aves, Passeriformes, Pipridae. Gene Ontology annotation, cellular component: cytosol. The coding region runs from base 1 to 1008 and encodes 335 amino acids. Gene Ontology annotation, biological process: signal transduction; cellular response to lipopolysaccharide. Gene Ontology annotation, molecular function: protein binding. The transcript has 6 exons.
AUGGCGGCCGCGGCCCCCGCCGCCCCGCCGGCCCCCGGCGAGGCUAAGAGGCCCGAGGGCGAUGAGUGGUGCGACAGCGGGCUGGGCUCGCUGGGCGAGGGACCGCUGGGGCAGCCGCUGCCCGACAGCCCCGGCCCGGAGCUCCCCGAGUCCCCCGUGGACCCCUCGGCCUGGCUGCGGCACGUCCUGAGCUUCGUCACCGAGGACGGCGACACGGCGCUGCACUUGGCCGUGAUCCACGAGCACGAGGAAUUCCUGGAGUCCAUCCUGCGGCACACGGAGCGCUCCCCGUACCUGGACCUGCAGAACGACCUGGGGCAGAGUGCUCUGCACAUCGCGGUGGUGCUGGGGCUGGCGGGGGCCGUGGGGCGGCUGCGGGCGGCGGGUGCAGGGCUCUGUGUGCGGGAGCGGGGGGGGCACACGCCCCUGCACCUCGCCUGUCGUGAGGGGCACCCCGCCUGUGCCCGCGCCCUCCUGGGGGAGCUCCUGGAGGCGGCCCCCGAGCCCCGGCAGCCCCCGGAGACCCCCUCGGAGCCGCAGGGCACAUCGGGGACCCCCCCGGAGCACCAGAAGGAGGAGGAGGAGCUGCGGGCGCAGCUGGAGAGCGUCAACUAUGACGGUUACACCCCCCUGCACGUCGCCGUCCUGCGCCGGGACCUGGAGCUGGUGCAGCUGCUGCUCCGCGCGGGUGCCGACCCCGACAGGCCGGAGCCGAGCUGCGGCCGCAGCCCCCUGCACUUGGCCGUGGAGGCGCAGAGCCCCGAGGUGGCCGAGUGCCUCCUGCGGGGGGGUGCCCGGCCCGACCCCCGCACGUUCUCGGGGUACACCCCCCUGUACAGCGCCCGGCGCCGCCCCGACCCCCGCCUGCCCCCCCUGCUGCGGCACUUUGGGGCCCAGGACCCCCCCAGCGACAGCGACAGCGAUGACAGCGACAGCGAGAGGGGGGCCGAGGACAGUGAGGAAGAGUACGACGAUAUCGUCAUCAACAGCGGGCGCUGCCCAGACUGAGGGGCCCCCAGGGAGCCCCUGCAUGGACUCGGGGGUCCUUCCCCCACCCCCCAGUGUGGAGGAGCCCCCAAAGCUGUCCCUGCCCACCCCCAGGCCUGGGGGGGCCACGGGAGGCUGGGGGGACAACGGGAAAUAAAGGAGGGAA